Messenger RNA from Aegilops tauschii subsp. strangulata, 1077 nucleotides. The record is from RefSeq and is a predicted model, not a curated record. NCBI's taxonomy places the organism in Eukaryota, Viridiplantae, Streptophyta, Magnoliopsida, Poales, Poaceae.
AUGCCCCCCUUCGAUGAAUGGGGGCUACGUCCAGUCGGCCUUGUGGGGCCUCCUGAGAACCCCGUCACGGUGGUUCCUCUCCUUGUCGCCGGCGCCGAACUUGCCCCUUCCGUGGACACAGGGGGGCAAGUACUGCCGGAGGUCAGGUGCACGGGUGCCGAGGCACCGAUGCUGCCCGAGGCUCCCGAGGCGCCAUCCUCAGGAACCCAUGACCCUCGCCCUAGGGCGGCAGUUGCACGGGCGAUGCAACUCGCUGCUCCUAAGGCCAAAGUUCCCGAGGCCUCCGCGAGCCGUCGCGAGGCGGAGCCCGACAGCUCUUCCCAGCUCGGCGCCCCUGAGGUCGUCUCCUUGGGCGCUUCUCCAGUCGCGCUCUCGAGCCUCGACUCAGAUGUAGACGCGCGCCUCAAGGCCGAGGGUCUUCGUCUGAUGGAGGAGCGUCAUAAACUGAAGGUGGCCAUCAAUCUCGGGCGCCACCAGUGCGAGCUUGAUAAUGCGAAGGCCGAGGUGUCUCUUGCGGCCUCGCGUGAGGCCUGCACUCAGGCCCUGGAAGAGGCCCGGGAAGCCGACCGUCGCCGUGAGGUCGCGGAGAAACGCGCGUGGGAGCUCCAAGCCUGGAGCAUCUCCUUGGAGCAGCAAGUGGAAGCGCGCAAGUUCGCCCUUGCGUCGAUGAGGGGGACGCCUGCCGAGGAGGAAGAGAUCCUGAAGCGCGAGGAAGUGCUGGCGCUGGAAGUCGUGGAGUGCAGCCUUGAGCUUGAGAGGCUGGAGACGAGGGAGCGCCAGGUUGCCCAAGCGGAGGAUGCCCCUAACGUGCGCGAGGCGAGGAUCCAUAAGAAGGUCGACAGCAGGGUGGCCGAGGCGCGCGCGGAUCUUGUCGGCAGGUACGACCUGAAGCUGGAGCUUGUGGAAGCCGAAGCCGUGGGCCGGACUACUGCCCUCAGGACAGAGUUGGCUAAGGUGGAGCAACGCGAGAAGGCCGCCGCGGCCGCCCUGGUCUCGGCGCAGGCUGAGCUGGCCUCCGCCCGCGCCGAGCUGUUUUCUCUUCAGCAGCGAGUCGCCAACGCCGAGUCCUUCACAUAG